UCGGAUCGGAAGCGCUUAGAGCCGGCGAGGGGUUGGAAGAUGCUUCCUGAAGCCGCCCGUCGUUUCCUCGCGGCGGGCAGCCGGCCCCGGGUUCGCCGUGCCGUCUCCUCGGGCGACGUGAGGGGGUAGGCGGGAAGGCCGCGCCGGAGGGGAUGGCGGGAGCAGAGAGCGGGAGCGGAGCCUUCUCCAUGUCCUCGGUCGUCGCGGACCGGAGCUUGGUGUUCUGGACGCUGUGCUCGGUCAUCCUGCCCGUGCUGAUCACUCUGUGGUGCAGCUUCCACCGCUCCCGGCGGCAGAUGCUGAUACGUGACAUCUUUUACAAGAGCAAGCACGACUGGCACUAUACGGACCUCUUCGGGCAGCCCUCCUACUGCUGCGUGUGCGCUCAGCACGUCCUCAGAGGCACUUUCUGCAGCUGCUGCGGGCUGCGCGUCUGCGAGGGAUGCCUGAAGAAGGCCGACCAGCAUUUCCUCUGCAAGGAAAUCGUGAUGAGGAGCGAAGCUGGAGCCCGCGGCUCUAUGCCGCACCAUUGGAUCAGGGGCAACGUCCCGCUCUGCAGCCACUGCGUGGUGUGCAAGCAGCAGUGCGGCACGCAGCCCAAGCUCUGCGAUUACAGAUGCGUGUGGUGUCAGUGCACUGUCCAUGAUGAAUGCAUGUUGGAUUGUUUAAAGAUUGAGGAGUGCACGUUUGGAGAAUUCAGAGACUUAAUUAUUCCACCCUACUACUUGUCUACAAUCGACCAGAUGCGUAAAGACAAAAGAACUGAUUAUGAAAAGGUGGUCCCUUAUUGCAGAGAGCACUGGAUCCCAGUAAUUGUGCUGGCAAACACUCGUAGUGGGAACAACAUGGGUGAAACUUUACUAGGAGAAUUUAAAAUUCUGCUGAACCCUGUUCAGGUUUUUGAUCUAAGCAAAAUUACACCUGCUAAAGCACUCCAACUCUGUUCCUUGCUGCCUUGCAAUGCUGUCAGGGUUCUUGUCUGUGGUGGGGAUGGUACAGUAGGCUGGGUCCUGGAUGCAGUCGAUGAAAUGAAAAUAAAGGGGCAAGAACGCUUUAUUCCGCAAGUCGCAAUUUUACCGCUAGGAACAGGUAAUGACCUGUCCAAUACACUGGGCUGGGGUGCAGGUUAUGCUGGAGAAGUCCCUGUGGAACAAAUCUUACGAAAUGUGAUGGAGGCAGAUGGAAUUGUGCUGGACAGAUGGAAAGUUCAAGUGACAAGCAAAGGAUACUACAACUUAAGGAAGCCAAAGGUAUUCACAAUGAACAACUACUUUUCUAUAGGACCUGAUGCUCUUAUGGCUUUAAAUUUCCAUGCCCAUCGUGAGAAGACUCCCUCUUUGUUUUCCAGCAGAAUUAUUAACAAGGCCGUUUAUUUUUUUUAUGGAACCAAAGACUGCUUAGUACAAGAAUGUAAAGAUCUUAACAAGAAAGUUGAGCUAGAGUUGGAUGGUGAGAGAAUCGAGUUACCCAGUUUGGAAGGCAUCAUUGUUCUGAACAUUGGAUACUGGGGAGGUGGCUGUAGGCUCUGGGAAGGAAUGGGUGAUGAACCUUAUCCCUUGGCAAGACAUGAUGAUGGACUUCUGGAAGUUGUUGGAGUUCAUGGUUCCUUCCACUGUGCUCAGAUUCAGGUGAAACUAGCAAAUCCUGUUCGUCUAGGGCAGGCACAUACAGUGAGGCUGAUCUUGAAGAGUUCAAAGAUGCCAAUGCAGGUGGACGGAGAGCCAUGGGCUCAGGGGCCAUGCACUGUUACCAUAACUCAUAAGACACAUGCACUGAUGUUGUAUCAUUCGGGUGAACAAACAGAUGACGACGCAUCCAGCGUGUCUGAGCAGGAGCACGUGAGAGAACAGACAGAUGAAGAUGUAUAAAUUUUGUGGGACGCAACAUAAUGCAGUGAAGAACUUCAACCCAUUAAAAACACUGAGAAUGCUUAAUCUAGCUUAAGGAUUAUGCUGUAAGGUUCAUACUUGUGAAUUAAUUAGGGUUGAGGAAACCAUGAUUUCACAUUCAUGAACAUUUUCUCAGCUGAAUUACCACAACUGUUUUGCCUUUUAGACUGGCAGUGGUACCCAGCCUCUCCAGCUGGACAAGUUACUGUAAUGGGAGGGAAGGGCCAGGUGCUGCAGUUCUUCCUUGCUCUAGAAUCGCAUCUUCUGCACAUAUGCAGCAUUGCAUGCAAAAGGCAUAUACCCUUGGAAGGGAGAACAACUGGGAGUUCAGCCUGCUUCCACCUCUUCUUUUUGCCAGGAACAGUUCCAUAGCAGAAAACCAGAAUAAGUAGAAUAUGAACUGUUUUCUGAGGACAGCCUGCCCAUGGCUGCCAUCUCUUGAGAGCAGGAUAAAUUCCUUUUGGUAUACCUGCUUGUGCAGUACAUAUCUUACAGGUUUGACUGGGAAAGUGGAGGAUGUGGGGGCUCUUGGCAAGGCACUUUGCAAGUAAGAUGUUUUUGGACCAAAGGUUUCUGAGAAGGGUAUGUUAGCAAAUGACUCUGUUAAUGGCUUUGUAAGCCCAAGUACCCAAAACUUGGGCAGCUUGAAAAUAGUUGUACCAUGAUUUGCACUGAAUGAUCCUCUGACUGACUGCAUCAGUUCAGUGAGAGAUUAAUCCUAGUUUUUCUAACUAGCAAUGCAUUUUAGUUCUUAAGGAGGCUUGCUGAAGGAAAACUUGACAAAGGAGCUGUUUAAAAUAUAUAUUGGAUGGUUUUAAAUAAUGAUGGCUGGCAAACCAUCAUUCUUAGGGAUUUUUAAGAGGCUUUUAAAGGUCUUGCUUUGCAAUUACCUGAAAACAAUUGGUAGCAAGUCCAUCUGUUAACUGUUUCAAUCUGAGGAGGAGGGCUAGGUUUGCAGAGGUUAGAGGGUUCAGUCGCAUGUAUUAUUGGGUUGGACGGGGAAUUAAACAUUUGAUUUCUGACUGGCCCUUAAGGAAUCAGAGAUCUCUCUUGACCCUCAGUCAUCAUUCCUCAUGUGAGUAUAGGGCCAGAAAACUGUAAGUGGUUUAUACUCAUAUUAAAGGUUAAGUACACAUACACUAGUGCAUGGGCACUGUCAGUUUGACACAUCUGAAGCUUGUCAGGUGAAAACACCUUCAGUUAACAGAAGUGAAAACCUGCUUCCUAUUUUUUUUUCCUCUGAUAGGUAAACCUGCAGCAGAUGAGAGCUAUGAGUUAAGAUCAGGGACCUGAACUUCCAAGUGUUGCUGCUUUUGUUAAAUUUCCCCCAUCAUUUUUCAUUUUUCUUUAUGCUGACUAUGAGAGAUACCAUUAGGUAAGGUAGGUUGUCUCUGGGUUUUGCAAGAAGAAACUGUUUUUCAACAAUCUAUGAAACGAAGUUUGCAUUAGCAAACUAUUUAAAAAUUGAACUAUUUAUAUUUUAAAAUAAUUUAUUAAAGUCUUGGUAAAGUUAGUAUUUUUAAAACCUUUAAUUGUAGUUCUAUCUGGAGGACGUUUUUAAAUUGAUAGUUUUCAUUCUAGGAAGUGUACGUGCUAGAUCUGAAAAUACUACUGAUUAUCUGGAAAUGUGAUCAGAGUAGGGUAAACUGUAAGGCAGACACCAUUUGUAAAUGUUUCACUCAUCAGCCUCCCACACUUCAUCUUAAUUGUUUUAUAGUAUGUAAAUACAGGGAAGUCUAUGUAAAAAGUAUUUAAAAUAUGCAAACACAUGCAAUGUUAGAUAAACCUGUUACCCUAACUUUUUAGUUUUGUUACAGAGUUUCAAUUUGUAGCUUCAGAAGCCUUCUAGUGGAAAGUUGUUUUUAUUUGUUAACUUGCAGACAUUAGCAUCCAACAAAUAUUUAAGUUCUGUGUUGUGGUUCUCACGUAACUCUCAUUUACAAACAAAUGACUCCGGAAAAGCAGAGUAUGUGCUCUGAAGGGCAGUAUUUCCUCACAGGAAGUCGCACCCACUGGCUGCUUGAUCUGAACUGUUCAGAGUGCAAUUUAAAGAGCUCCCUGACAUUGAUCAGAUGAUUUUUCACAUUAUUCUGUAGCUUAAGAAUCUUCAGUCGUUCAAAAACUUCCUUCUUUGAACUCCCAACACGUAGAAAAAUGACUUGGAAAGCUUUGCUUUUCUUUUCCCUCCUCUUUGCCAGUAGUUAAGCUGGUUUUCCACAUCUGUUCAAGUUCCAGUGAUGCUGUGCUGUGUUUGUGCACAUUGGGUCCUCACGCUUAGUGCACUUUGCCAGGAAUCCAGUCCUGAAUGUGAAAUACUCUUUGGGAAAUGGAAAUCUAUCAGUACCUUUGCAGAAAGCAAGGAGGAUGAGAAUUGAAAGUAACAUGUAAGUGUGCGUUUGUUGGCAGAGCCCCUGGUAAAUUGUCUUGUCUGUAUUGAACAGAUCGUUCCAUUGGUGGGUGUGGGAGUGAAGAAGUUUGUUUCACAAACUGACUGUUGGUGAUUGCAGGAAGCAACAGGUAGCAAGUCUAGCUGUUACAGACAUGGAAAGCUUCUUGUAAAUUUGCACUUAUCCUGUGGAGGAUAUGCUGUAUGUGUCCAGUUUCCAACCAGGCAUGUGGUCAUCCUCCUAUUGCAACUGUAUGUAGUUGUCAUAUGCAUAACAACAAAAGCUUUUUAAGCAGAUGUUAGCACUAGAAUCUGUUGGGAAGUCUUGCUGCUUCCUACACUCCAUCCUUUCAUUUAAAUGUGUCCUCUUUUCCGCUGUGUUGCAAAUAGAGUUGGUUAUUUUGAGUUUCUUUUAUGGGACUGUUUAAAUUUUUGUCCGACUUCUAAAAGUGAAUAUGAGCAAUGGGCUCCCAGAUUGUAAUGCUGACAUAAAUUACUUUCUGUAGCCUGUAAUAUAGCUGCAGUUGUUUAAUGUUGACGUGUGUUACGGCUUUAAAACUGCUACAUGUUUUUGUUUUAAUGUUGUUGGCACAGAAAGCACUGGUACAGAUAGCUGCUGUACAGAUAGCUCCCCGAAAGCACUGCAAACUUCAAAAUACUGCAGUAUAUCAUUUACCCAGAAGAGGGUAUUCUGCAGCUGGGUCUCAUGGCCUGCAAAGAAGGAUUCUCCCUUGCCCUCUAACUGAUUAAUAUUGAGGAAAAAUAAAGACAAAUAAUGAGUAGUUUAUUCUGGCAGUCUUCAUACAGUGUAACCUUAUGUAAAAUGUGGAGAGUGAAUACUAACAAAAAUUGUCAAGCACUCAAAAGUGGUUGUUGAGAGUUGAUUUUGAAGUUUGAUGGCAGCACACGCUGGCGUUACAGAAGCUUGGUCAGAUUCUGUAGCAUCCUUUGCUGUAGGCUCCCAGUCCUGUGAAAUGCAAACAGCAAACUGAAGGAGAGCCUUCCUGUGCAUAGCUUCCUGCCUGGCUCCAACCUAGUUUGUUUGUGUGUGCAUUGAGAGGAGGGUGUAUGUGUGCAUUUCCAAACGCACAGAGCUUUUUGUCUUAGGCUUUGUUUGACUUCUUUAUUUAUGCAUUUCUCCACUUCAAGCUUUCUCUGUGAUGCUUUAUGCUGGCUAACUUGUCAGCAAAGCACGCUGAAUGGUUUCACACAGCAUCCCACCUUGUUCAGUCACCUCAGUCACUGAUUUAUUCAGAUAAUACCUGGAAAAUAUUAGAAUGGGCACCUCAUGUGUAGCAUUCCUAGCCCCCAGGCCUGUUCUCACAGUGCAGUUUUUGCUCUCUGCUGCUGGGGAGAAUGUCCACAUUCUUCACAGGUUCUCAGAACCAGGAGUUGAAGUUCUUGUUUCAGUUCCUUCUGCCUCUGCAUUACAUGCACUGAUGCUCACAGCUUUUUUUUUUUUUUUUUUAGUGUAUAUUAUUGUAUCUACUGGUUAAAGCAAACCAACUUAAAGCACUGUACCUUAGCUGUAAACAGCAUAACAGUAUGAAUGUUACGAUACUUAGGAACACUUUUUGGAAGAGCAGCACUGCAACAUAGCUAAUUAUUUUGUGGGUAGGAGUAGGACAUUUAGGAGCCUUCACAUUUUCUAACUGAAAAUCCUUUUUUGUUCUGUAUCUCAUACUUAGCAGUAUUUGCAGUUUUCUUAAAAAAGAAGCAAGAUUGUACUCAGUUAGGAGUAGAUUAGGAUGUUCUUAAAUUUAAAAACAGUUGUAGCAUCGCUAAUCCUGUUGAAUGUGAACCACUUACUUAAAAAUGCUCUGAUUUUUGCUCUGAGACACUAUAGCUGCACCUGGAAAGUUGGGAAGAAACAACAGAGGGCAUUUAGUGAUUAGAUGUACUGAGAGAAUUUACAGGUUCUGUAUUGCAGCGUUGUUUAGGCCACUGUUCUAAAGGCACAGCAGGAUCAAAGAGUGCUGAAUACUCAGUGCAGGUUUUGGGCAUCUCAGGGACAGACUUCAGCUGGAGUAAAGCCACAUGCCUCCAUUAAACCUAGUAAUGUUAUGCUGUCAUGCUUUAGCUGAGGAUCUGGCCUUUACUGCUUGAAAGUAUGAAUGUAUUUAAAAUUUUACUUCUCAUUAAUUCUACCCUGUUUACUGUGCUGUAAACUCUUAUUAUUGUAUAUAAUUGUUGCACUGCUUCAUUUGCCACUUGUUUACAGGUUUCAGCAUAAAUCCUUUUCUCCUAGGGGUAAGUGGGAACUCAUAUUGUGAGUUUGUUGCAUUCUGAGUCCUUGAAGUUUACAUCCCUCAGAAGCCAUUUUGUCACCUACCAAUGUUGUAAUCCUUGAGUACCUACAGCCAUCUUCUCUUUAUAGGAUUUUUAUAGUUAAACAGAAUGGAUUUUUAUUUUUGUAGCUUGUAACUUCAACUGUAUAGUAGUUAUUCCUAUUUAGUAAUGAGUGGUCAGAAUACUGUACAAACGUGACUCUGAAAAGCUGUAACUGUAAUAAUAACUAUUUGCAAGAAAAUACCAGCAUGUUAAAAGUUUAAAAAACAAAAGUUAUUCUUUAGCUUGGAAAUACUGUGAUACUGUGAUUUGGAAUUUGUAUUGGAUGUGUGUGCAUAUUCUGAAGUUGCUUUAAAUAAGGAAAGAAAAAAAAACCAACCUGAGCUUAGCAUGCAAAUAAUAGACUAAAAGGGGAAAUUGUAAACAGUUUUAUCAACCAGGAAAGACACUUAGGACUGGGUGGGUUUUAUGUUUCUCUUACAGAGGACUGAAACAGGAAUGGUCAUAAAACAUUUGUUUCCUUAUGGUGCAGUUUAAGUGUCCAACCUCAACAAAAGCCAUCUGCACCAUUCUCUCUGCAUUCCCAGAAACAGAUCUCAGAGCAAAACUGAAUGCUCGUUGCUGUAAACUGCGUGAGAUCUUACAGCAUAACAUUGAACCUCCGAUGCAGAUUCUGAAGGCAAGUGGUUAUGUGGUUCUUGACAUGACAAUGCUCUUAAAUGCCACAUUCUUCUUCCUUUGGUGUUCAGGAGUGGGUAAGGAGUGGGACUGCAGCCCUCGCUGCCAGCAGCUGGGCUGUCCCCAGCGUGAUUCUGGAGCUUUCCAUGCAGCUCUGCUUUGUUCGCGAUUCUCGCUGGCUUAAUCCAGUGUUUCUGAAGCAGGUGAUGCUGGCACUGACCUGUGGGCUGGUGCCAGGUUCACUGCAGUCAUACAUGAGGGUAAUGGUAUGUGUUAUUUGCCUGGGCGAGGCUCUGCCUAUAAAAAGCUGCACCUCAGUGCAGUCACAGCACGCUGUCAGGGCUGAACCCCGCCUUAACAGCAGUGAAACCGAAACCUUUGUCUGUAGUCAGUUGUACUGCAGCCUGUUGUUGUGGCUGAGCUCCCCAAGGCUCUUGGGAGGAAGGCCAGCCCCCUGUUCCUCACAGAGCCUUGCAACUGCAGGUUUUCAAAGGACUGACUCUGCUGCUGAGUUUCCUGACGAGCCAUUUUGUUGUCCUGUUGUUUGUACUGUAUUUAUCUGUGGUCUAAAGUGUGUGGAUUAAAGUAUUUAAACUCAGUUUUUUCCUGUUUCUCACUAUGCACGGAAGCAAGAGGUGAGUUCUGGGAGCUGCACGGGCCUGGUGGUGAAGAUGGCCAGUGCUCAGGGCUGUCAGACGUGCAGGGCGGGAUCGAGUUCCUGAGGGCACUGUGGCUGCUGCUCCUGGGCUGUGGGAGAGCCGUGUGCCUGUGCGAGGCUGAGCUGAGCAUCUCCACAGCCCAUCUCGCCAUCACCGCGCUGCUGCUGCGCGGUUGAUUUUUUCAUAAGAGGUAUGAUUAAAAUGAACCGCAUCAAGGGUGGUGGAAUUGCAAAGCCCUGAGCGAAAAGCUCGGCCGGCUUUAAUUAGAAACGUUUUCUUGAUUGAGUCUUACAGUCAACGUUUAAAAAUGUUAGAAACGUGGGGUUUUACGCCCAGUUCCCAGCCCUGACCUCACGCCUGGUUCUCUCCCCGCCCGCACUGCCUGUGAGGAUCACCGCCUAUUGCUGCUUCCUGGCUUAACUUUGGCUCCUGGAUGCUGAAGGUCAAUCUGCAUUGCUUUUAAACAACCCCGCCAUUCGGUUCUCCAUCGACGUGGCAGUGCAGGGCCCACCUCAGCCCGCACGGCUUUUCUUCUCUCCCCACUUUGGUGCAUCUCACCGCAUCACACAGUAAGACAGCAGUCAUUUGAACACAACAGCAGCUUUAUUUCUGCUUUCCGUGCUGCUUGCUUCAAGUCUGAGUACAGAAGAAAACCUUUAGAGUUUGGGUUUACAAUUAAUAUUUCUUGAAUUAAAAAAUCAGUUCACUGAGAUCAAAACUGAAACAGUCAACAACAUCUAAAAGAUGAUAGGCAUGACAGUAAAACAGAGGGCAUAAAAAUCAGUGUCUGCUGCCCUGAGAAGCACACCUAGCUGAAACUGCUACAGCACAGAGCAGCUCACUGAAGCACAUGGCUCAUACCAGCACAAUUGGCACAUUUAGACAUGCACAAGCAUUUACUUUUCUAAUUGUAGUACUUUACAACUACUUUUCAUUGAAGAAAAAUUAAUACAGAUUAAGGCAUUCAGUGGUGAGGAUCUCACCAGUUACUCUCAUUUGUACAUCAGCGUGCAAAUCAUUUAACACAUCAUGGCUUUAUUAAGACCAGGAUUCAUUUUCUUUCUAGACUGAUUAAGUCAGCUUCUUUAGAAAAGUGUAACUGAAAUCCAUGUUUAUAUCUAUGUUUUAUUUAAAACCAUUGUAGCUUUGAUGGUACUACUGGCUGAGUAAAACCACUCUAGUUUUCCUGAGCCAUUAGCUAUCGUGCUAUAACUAAGUCAGUCCUGCACAUAGCAGGGUGGUUGAAACUCAAUGAUCAUUGUGGUCUUUUUCAACCCAGGCCAUUCUAUGAUUCUAUGAACUAAUAUUUUACUCUGUUGUAUCAGCCCCAAUGUUUUGAUAAAUCUGGAGAUAUCUGAAAUACCACUUUUCAGAAGUGUGGCAACUCAGCUGUUACGUUUCUCUCUUUGUUCCAAACGAACAGACCUUCGUUCUACCAUUCUGGUUCAUUUCUGGCACAAAAACAAACCAAAAACAAGAACCUCCUAUAGUACAGUGUCAGGCUUGUUUCAGUGCUCAUGGUAAACCAGAACAUGUAUGACAUGAUACAUGCUGAUGUCACAUUUAAAGAAUCUACCCUUGUCCAUCGUGGCAGAAUAAGAGCUCUUCUAUCCUUAGCUUGAGUGUCACUCCAUGCUAUGGCUAAAGGAAGCCCAAAGACUUAGAGGUUAAUGUUGACACCCCUUUGAAACCCAAAGACCAAGGGGAUAACAGAAGAGCUGGACUUUCUCCACUGCACAAGCCCCUGGAGUACCUUUUUUCCCCAUAAAAAGGGGACAGGGUACUCCUCCAGCAUCCCACUGGGUGAAUCUGCAGCCCUAUGCCAUGGCUGAGCAGCUCACUGGACAGGAUUUCUCAGAUGAAACUGCUUGUGUCCCCACAGCUGGAAAGCUGGAAAUGCAGGAAAAAAGUUCUGACUGCACUCCUGGUUCCUAACAGGACCCAUCCUCCUUCCUCACCUUUCAAAAUGUUUCAGUGCAACCGUGCAUUGGAAUGGUGGGACUCUUGAAAUAGAACAACCAUUCCAAAGACACAGUCACACUUUUAGAUCCAGCAUCAAUUCCGUAUACCAUUCUGGACCAAGGAAUGGAAGUAUUGGAAUGAUGCUAUCCUUUGCAAAGUACUAUGAGCUUUCAAACCAAGUAACCAAAGACAACAAAGCUGAAGUUCCUACAAGUUGCCCUCUAAAACUCUUUCACUAACAUGAAAUGUAGUCAGAGGUUAUUUUGAGCAUUCCAACAGUUCCCUUUCAAACUGUCAGCAGUAGCUUUGUGUUUUAUUUCUCAGCACGUGCUAAAUCCCACUAGACUCCAAGAAUUCCAUCAUACGAGCUUCCUUGUUCUUCACAGGGUACUCCAAGACAUAGAGCUAGCAUAGUAAGUCCAGAGUCAUCACCAAGGUACAGGCUCAAUAACUAGGAAAUCCAAAUACCUCAAUUGCCUACUGAUUGUUUUAAAGUUAUAAUUAAGAAAAGCUGAGGUACAGAUUCCUCUGCACAUGAUGAGGACUUCUGGAAACAUACCACAACCCAAAGAAGACCAGGACAAUUAAAGAUCCAUUUCAGAGGAGAUGGAAAUGUAUUCCAUUUUGUGCUGAUUUCCUGUAUGCUUCAAAGGACGUACCUCCCUGCCAGCAGGCUUCACACAAGGAGGAAACAUCAUUCUCUAUGCACUGUGCUCCUCAAAUCAGAGUCACAGUAACAUAUUCACCCCACGGGAAAUCCAGCCUCUACCAACUAAGCAAGUGAAAAUAUGCCAACAGAGGGCAUCCUGCCUUCCAAAGAGGAAAAGUUUUAUGACAGGAGACUCUGCUUUAAGCGAACAGCACAUUUAUGCUCCUUAUACAAACCAAACAUAAACUCCCUGAACUCCUCAACACACAGCAAAUACUCCAGAGCCUUCACUGUGAGGAUGUGAAGCAUAUUCCGGGUCAGAACAUGACUCAGAAUGCUUCAACUCACAGACAGUUGUUACAGAUCCACAUGCUACACAGGAUAUCUUCCUGAAGACUCUGUGAUAUAUUCACUGUUAUUUAUUUCCUGGUGAUUCUGAUGCCAUGUCUUAUCCAUCAGCUCUGAAAGUUCUAAUGAGAUCAUAACGAUUUUUACAACUGAGUGUCACAAGACCUGAAUUUACCUCUUUCAACAGUUCAUUCCGUUCCAUCUCAGUGGCAGUCACACACUGAGAACACACACUCUAAAUCCUGGCUGUAGACAACAGUCUGAAUAUAGAGAAAAAAUUAAUGCAAGACGGAGACCAACCUCAAAGCCUGAAACACUUUUUCAGGAAAUCUCUCUUAUUUCCUUCUCAAACAGUCAUAUUCUACCUGUGAAACACAGGCCUGAAAACUGGAGAUCCUUUACAAUGACUGCAGAAUCUACAGCAGCUAUUGAACAACUCAUUUGUUAAUGGGUUGUAUCAUAACUUUGCUUUUGGAAGGACAGUGAAGUCUUUGCAAAUCCUUUCUCUGUGGUUUUUACUGUCAUUGUUUUACUCAAUCACUGUCUAAAGGCUGUAGCAACGCAGGCCAUAGAAUCAUCCGACAUCCUAAACUACCUAAAAGAGUCAUUAAUUUUCAUCCAAAGAAAAAAACAAAACAGAAAAACACCAAAACCCACCAAAAAAAAAAAAAA
Phasianus colchicus (ring-necked pheasant) is the source of this 11532-nucleotide messenger RNA. RefSeq names its product diacylglycerol kinase epsilon (gene DGKE). NCBI's taxonomy places the organism in Eukaryota, Metazoa, Chordata, Aves, Galliformes, Phasianidae. Gene Ontology annotation, cellular component: membrane. The record is from RefSeq and is a predicted model, not a curated record. Gene Ontology annotation, biological process: phospholipase C-activating G protein-coupled receptor signaling pathway. Gene Ontology annotation, molecular function: ATP-dependent diacylglycerol kinase activity.